UAUUCGGAGAGAAAGACGAACGAGCGCGAGAGAGGCGAAGAGACACCACGGACAAAUCGGUAAAGGGAUUGCGGGUCUUCAACCCACGACAAACACGCAGAGCUGAAGCUUAUUUCGAGGAGAGAGCGGGAGCUGUGAUCGAAAAAAGGAAGGGGAGGGGACGGCUAACUUUGACAGACCUGGACUGGCCUCCAGCGGCUGACACGAGCCCGGGUUUCAUUUUGAGUGACAUCAACAAAACACUGAUCUGAAGGAGCCCCUGCAUUUUUAGAGCACCAGAUCGCCACCCCUUUGCCGCCCCCCCCUCGCGCUAGUCUACCAGACCCCCUCGACCUGCCACCAUGACGUCGGAGCUGGAGAGCAGCUUGACCUCCAUGGACUGGCUCCCACAGCUGACCAUGCGGGCAGCUAUUCAGAAGGCAGACGCCCAGGGUGUUCAUGGGCCGGGCAUGGCUAAGAAGAGCGCCUUCCUGGACCCCAACACCACACUGGACCAGGAAGAGGUGCAGCAGCACAAGGAUGGCAAACCACCGUACAGCUACGCCAGCCUCAUCACGUUUGCCAUCAAUAGCUCGCCAAAGAAGAAAAUGACACUGAGCGAGAUCUACCAGUGGAUCUGUGACAAUUUUCCCUAUUACAGGGAAGCUGGCAGCGGAUGGAAGAACUCAAUACGGCACAAUCUCUCGUUGAACAAGUGUUUUCUCAAAGUGCCUCGCUCCAAAGAUGACCCAGGAAAGGGUUCGUACUGGGCAAUCGACACAAAUCCAAAGGAGGACACGCUGCCCACACGGCCCAAGAAGAGGCCACGGUCUGGAGAGCGGGCAUCUACACCGUACAGCCUGGAGUCGGAUAACUUGGGAAUGGACUGCAUUAUCUCUGGAAGUGCCUCUCCAACGCUGGCAAUCAACACUGUGACUAACAAGGUGGCAUUGUAUAACCCUGACCAGGAUGGGAGUGACAGCCCUCGAAGCAGCCUUAACAAUAGCCUGUCCGACCAGAGUUUGGCCUCUGUUAAUCUCAACAGUGUGGGCAGUGUGCACAGCUACACACCGGUGACAAGUCAUCCAGAGCCAGUGUCCCAAUCCAUGAGCUUGCAGCAGACUCCUCAGGCCCAGUACAACAUACCGGACCGCGACAAGCAGCUGCUGUUCUCCGACUUCGAAGAUCUCAGUGCCUCUUUCCGCAGCCUUUACAAGACUGUGUUUGAGCAGUCCUACAACCAACAGGGUCUGAUGGGUAUGCCGUCGGAGUCCUCCCAGCAGACCCACACCUCCUGCUCUUACCAACACUCCCCCAGCAGCACCAUCAGCACCCACCCUCACAACAACCAGAACAGCAUCAAUAACUCCCACAACAACAUCCCCAACAACGGUAGCCAGGUGCCUCUCUCCCAUCCCCCUCACUCCGCCCACAACUCGGCCCACGGACAGCACCUCUCCCAGCAUGGCCCUCACAGCCAGCACCAGCACACAGCGCACAGCCAGCACCCACCGCACACCCAGCACAGCCAACAUCCCCAGCAUGGGCAGCAUCCCUCCCAGCACCAGGCCCACGGCCAGCACACAGCACAGCAACAGCAGCAACACCAGAAUCUCUCUCACCAGCCCCAUCCUGCCCAGCAACAGAUGCAGUGCAACACCGGUCUUCCCAGUGACUGGUAUCCCAACCUGGACGCACUGAAAGAAAGUUGCCGCAUUGCCAGCAGCUACAACUGGGCUGAUGUGGAUCUGUCACCUUUCCAAGGUUUGAAAGAGAGCAUGAGGCAAGCGGAGCUGAAUAACUGGUCUCUGGAGCCCACUCAGAUGGCAGACCUGUGCUCCUCCAUCAAUCAGUUCUUUGCUCGUACUGGAAUCCAGCCACAGGGAGCAGUGCAGCCUCCAGUGUGCCACGGCUCCAUGCAUCCAAACAAGCCCAGCUCACAUAUUAACACAGUUUGUUUUUCAGGAAAUAUGUACAUGGACUCAAGACAGAGUUUGAGUUCUAUGAUGGGUCCUCCAGGAUACCCCCAUAUGCCCCCAAUGAGCAGCGCUGGUCCCACUAUGACAGGCCAUCACACUCAGAUGAACCAGCAGCACAUGAUGCCUACUGGAAACUUCCAGAUGCGCCGCAUGCCCGCUGAUGACAUCCAGGAUGACUUUGACUGGGACUCCAUUGUCUAACCCAGUCCCUGAGCACAAAGAGUGGUGCAGACAAACGAGAGAAGAGCGUUUGGAGGCGGAGUGUUUGAGUUACAGAGCAAGAGGGCUGGACCUGUGGUGUCUGCAUGCCCGUGACAGAUGGCAGAUUGGAACGGGACACUUGAAAAAUAGUGCAGGUGUUGUGCAUUAUGACCUGAAAGAGACUCCUGUGUUCCUGGUGUUUUUAUGAAAUAAAAAAAAAAAAAAAAAUUACUUUGAAGACAAUCACAUUUACUAGGACAUGUUUAAGUGAUCGCUUUUAUACUUGCCUAAGGGGCAAGUGGUUCAUGUUUAUGUCAAAAUGUCUCCCGACCCACAGCUUCUCUGCAAGCCCGCUCAAUUGCCAAGCUCUCCCCUGCUCUUCAGCUGUUGUUCUGUGAUUUUCUAGUGAUCUGUCUGGCUUGUUCUCCCCUGUCAUGGUGACUAACUCAGGCCUUGACUGCCUAUCAGAUGAGAUUGGCUUUCUCAUUUGUGUUGUGAAAUUUCCUUUGAGAUGCAAGGCAUUUUUCUGAAGAAAGGGGCGACGUUGCAGGUAACAUAAUGCAGUUUGACACUCUAAGCAUCUGAUAUUGCAUUUCAGAUGGUUGUUUAGGUGGGCCGUUCAGGCACAAGUAGCCGUCGAGAGUGAUUUUUGCUCCUCUGACCUUACACACUGUAAUAUGUAGAAAAGUUGCCAUGCAUCUAAAUCAGAUUCUAGCAGAUACUAAAUCAGAGUAUCAUUGCUCAUAACAAGACAUGUAAACCACAUUACCUGCAGUAUUUGUACUUGUGUAUCUUUGCUGUCUGAAGUGUAACAUGUUUUUGUCACUAAUAGUUUUAGCUAAGCUUGAACGUGUGUGUCAGGAAGUGAUAUUGAUCCAAACCUCACUAUUAUGAAUUUCUUGUUGAUCACUAUACUUUUGCAUGCGUAAUCCUCAUUCUUUGUCUUUGACCGUCUCCUUUCAAAAUGUUUCUUCUUUUCAAUUUGAGUCCUAUGGUCUCCAGAUUGGACUGCAGUACUUUGUUUAGGUUCAUUUAACGCCCUCAGGAUGUGCCACUUAAAUUUUCAUGCGAUGUGUAGGAGUGAUAGCUUUUCUGAUAGGAGAUUUGUGGGAUACGAGAAUGCCUUGUUCAUGUUGCAAAACCGGCUUGCUGUGUGCUUUUUUAGAGCAGUAUUGAGGAGAGACGAAUGUCACAUCAAGGCACAUUUGCUUAAUGGUCCGCAAUAAAAGAGCACUCUUUAUUUUAACCCCAGGACCAAGCAACAUGAAAUGGCUUGCUCUUUGCUGCACUGACAAGGACUUUUGCAGAGAGCAUACCUUCACUUUAGCAGUUGCUUUUUGGACAGCAAAUGUUGAGUGGAGUGUAAUGUUGAUGGCUAAAACGUUCAGAUACACUAAUAGUCAAGUUCUCAUUGCUUAGAGCAGAAGGUGACUAGAUGAGACUAUCAAGUGUAGUGCUCUUAAACAAGACACCCGACACAUUGCUCGAGGUUACUGUGUCUGUAACUUACUACCAUCAAUAGUUUGAAAACUUUGAUUGCUCAAUGAUAGCAAACUUAACCAACCGUACUUUCAUUUUAUUGUAUCGGCUGUUUAGAGAGGAUAAUGGGAGGUGUCUGUGCAAUAUUGUUUGUUUAGGGCUGUCAGUGAUCACACUCAUGUCUAUUAAAGAGCAAAACCUAAUGCACAAGAGUGUAAGGUCUAGAACUAGAAUAGAGGAUCCCAUAUUUGACAUAGAUGAAGGUAUUUACCUUCUGCAGGGUAGUUAUCGGUGAGAAGAAGCACUCUGAUUAGGCCAAAUAGUAGUGUGCUGGGAAAUUGUAGAGACGGUUCAAUAAAGUCAACGAAAAGCCAUAGAGUGCAGAAGAAAAGAGAGUGCAUCUGAUUUCUCAUAGCUUGACAGUUUAUGCUUCCAAAUGCCUGCGUUAUAUACAUUACUCUCUUCCAACCCUGUGCUGGGUCUCUUGGUUUUCAUUACUUUUUAAACAUUUUUUGCUUUUUGUUUAGUUAUUGAUGAGGAUGUAAGAUUUGACCUGGCUAAGUAAAAUAAUCUAAUGACAAUCGUUUUGUGUUUGUGUGUUUGUAUGUGUGUGUAUUUCAGUAUUAUAACAUUUCAAACUUAGUAUUUAUACCAGUCAUUACCAUGUAUUGGCAUAGGACCCCUAACCUUAACGCUUAUAGUACUCGUACGACAUGGAUGAAUCUCAAGAAAACACGUCCAGGUCACAUUUCAAUGCUAAAGCAAAAUAAAAAAUGUAUAUAUACAGUAUAAAAUAAGUUCUAUUAUGCGUGAAGAAAAUGAACCAUCUUUUUAGGACAAUUACGAUUUUUUUUCCAUUAUGAUUUUCUUGACAAUGAAGCAAACUUUCUCUUCAAAUUCUCGUUGCUUCCUUAACUCUUGAAAUUUUUGCAAUUCCCAUUAUUCUCAAUUAAUUAUUUAGAUUAAUUAUACAAAUGAUUAUUAGAUUUGCUUUGCUUUAAUACAGUACUUUUUACAGUAUUACAGUAAAAAAAAAUACUGUAAUUUUUAUUUAUAUCUGCAUACAUUUAAAGUCAGUACAAAUGUACAAAUACAUCCAAUUAAAAUAAUAUACAUCACAGUGCAAAACAUCUUAAUGGUCAGAAAAUAGGCUUCAUGUUAUUUAAGCUAAGUAUAACUUUUGAUUUUGGGGUGAAAUAUGCGUCAAGUUGGCUUGUUGCUUCCGAAUGUUCCAGUACCCUUACAUCGGCCCCAUUAUGCAGUUACUGACAAGCGCCAUCUCUUAUCAGACAUUUUUGAAUUGGUUCAAGUGUGCUUAUCUUCGGGGGCCUGGGUAGCUCAGUGGUAAAAUACUCUGGCUACCACCCCUGGAGCUCGCUAGUUCGAAUCCCAGGGCGUGCUGAGUGACUCCAGUCAGGUCUCCUAAGCAACCAAAUUGGCCCGGUUGCUAGGGAGUGUAGAGUCACAUGGGGUAAACUUCUCGUGGUCGCUAUAAUGUGGUUCGUUCUCGGUGGGGCGCGUGGUGAAUUGAGCAUGGUUGCCACGGUGGAUGGCGUGAAGCCUCCACACGCGCUAUGUCUCCGUGGCAACACGCUCAACAAGCCACGUGAUAAGAUGCUCGGAUUGACAGUCUCAGACGCGGAGGCAACUGGGAUUCGUCCUCCGCCACCCAGAUUGAGGCGAAUCACUACGUGACCACAAAGACUUAAAAAGCACAUUGGGAAUUGGGCAUUCCAAAUUGGGAGAAAAGGGGAAAAAAAAACAACAACAAAAAACAGUGUGCUUAUCUUCCCAUGUGGGUCGAACGAUAGCACAUUAAGUCAGCAGCAUGGAAGAUCUGGAUUCUCGUCCCGCAUUGAAACAAGGAAGUAAUUUCAUUCACAUAGUCAGUGACGAAGUUUUCCCCCUAAGAUUCUUUUUUUACUCCACUAAUGGUUAUGUUUAGAGUUAAUACAGUAUGCUUUACUCCUCACUCUAUUACUUCAUUUACAGCUAAAACAACUUGCUUUACAACUCGCUUUUGGCACCCCUCUGUGGGCAUUUCACCCAGAAACUAGAGCUCACUCAUGUCCUUUAAGUUCAAAAACACUUUCUGCUUCAGCCACUGGGGGCAGUGUUUCGAUUUUUGGGAAGCAGAGACUAGGGCUUAAUGAUUAAUCAAAAUAAAAUCAAAACUGCAUAUGACGCAGUGUGAUUAUCAACCGCAAAGGCUGCAGUUUAAUUAAAUGAAUAGUAUUACAUAAAUAUUACAUAAAAAUUUUCUGUUUUAUAAUAGUAAUAAUAAUAGUCAUUAUUGUUGAUAUAACACAAAAAUAUAUUUCCAAAAUAAUUUCUCAACUUAAUAAUAACUUCCAAAAAAAUAAUGAUGAAAAGUGGGCUGAGACCCCAUCACAAUGUCAACAAAAACAGGUAUACAGUGAGCAGAUACAAAGAUUUUUCAAAAUAAUCUAACUUAAAAAAAAAUGUAGUCCAGCCUGAGCACAGACCGAGUUCAGCUCGAGAAAAGUCUACCCACUGUUUCCGAAUUCACUCUGACAUUAGUCUGAAACGUGCCCUGGACAGGUUUCGUGAGAUUCAUCCUAAUAAGAUUUUGAUGGUUAAGGGAGCCAGUCAGUGACGUUUCUGCCUGAUGCUUCACUGAAUUGUGUCCACUGUCCAGCUUUGUAUAUAGUUAGUUACAUACCCAUGUAGUCCAUCCUUUCAUAACCAAAUGACAGUUGGCGAAACCAUAGUACUGAAGCCUAACAUCACCCUGAAUCCAAACUUUGUUGCAAAUGUGAUGAACAACGAUGCUGAAUUUUUGAGUCUGUUCAAAUUGCUUGGUCCUACAAGUGAAAAAGAUCGCACAACUGUUAUCCACUUCAGCCCCAACCAAUUGUUUAAUGUCUAUUCUCAAGUCUGCUUUGGCUCUCUUCAUCCUUUUUGUCCCUCUCUUCCAUAGUUUUUAUAUGUAAUUUGUUUUUGUUUUAGAGAUUGUCAAAGUCUUCACAAGCCUUGUGAAACUAGCUUCAUUGUUUUUGUUAUACAAAGAGCUUUCCGACUGCAAAUUGGUCAUUUGUGCACUUUGAGAAGAAGCACAAGUGCUCAUGUUGUACGUUAACUAAAGGAUCUCAGCACAUGUACUCACUGUAAAGUGAAAGUUUAGCAUUGAUCCACCCUCAGUGUUAACUUUGAUACCAUACUGUGGUGUACACCCUCUGUCAUGGUUUGUCUAGAUAUUGACCACAGAAGGACUGUCAGUUUUAAGCUGGAAAUAUUUAGUAUGUGUUGCCAGUCUAUUUGUGGUAGUGAUGUGUUUGGAUCUCUUGUUUGCCAAAGAGAGUAAGUUUAAAUAUGUAAGACAGCAGGUAAUUGUCGUCUUUUUCCCUGGUCAAGGGAAAAGUAAGUCUGAUGAGUCGGACUGAAAAGAAAGCUUAAGGGAGUGCAAGAGAAUAUGAGCUGGACAGAUGACAAGUUCUCUCUCUCUCUUUCCUCUUUUUCUCAAAAAAAGAAAAAUGAAACAUUUGCUCCUUUGAUUUUGUGUUUGUGUUGUGUGAAAGUUGUAACUGUUUAAAGACAACUCAGUUUUCGUAAAACAAAAUAAAAUGAAAAAAAAAAUAAAAAUAAAUAGAAACAAGUGGAGAUGCAUCUGCCAGAGAGAUUACAGUAAUAGAGGAAGAUUCGAGAAGCCUUGUUACAUUUACAGGAGAAAACUGCCAACAAGUUCUGGUAUUCGGAGCCUAUUUUAUUCAUUGUUGGUGUGUUGUUGUGCUUAUUGUAAAUAUAUGUCUUUUCAAUUGUCCUUUUUUCCUCUGGGGUGGCGAGGGAUCAAGGCAAGGGCUCGGGGUUCACCUGCGAAAGAAAAGAGGGAGAUGAAUACAGAGUAUUUUGUUAUUGUCCAAUCCAAGGGUGACACAUUAUGUAUAUAUCUAUAUUGUAUAUAUGUGAUGAAAAUGCGUUGGCUUUUUGUGUGACACUACCUUUUACUUGUACUAUGGUUCAACAUUCAGUGUUUCAAUGUUUAUAUUUUAAUCUUUGUUUUCUGUUUGAUUUUGUCAUGAUCAUUACUUGUAUUUGUUGUUUAUUUUCCCCUUUUUGUCCUUUUUUUUUUUUUUUUUUAUUGCACGGUUCAUUACUUUUGCUGUCCAAUAAGAUGACACAGCUUCUCUUUGUAUUGGUUUUAGUGCUGUAAAAUAACUCUGAAGUAUCAAUGCCACCCCUUCCCCGAUAUGCAUGAAUGGCACUUAAAGAAAUAAAAUAUGUUAACUUCAC
Myxocyprinus asiaticus (Chinese sucker) is the source of this 7889-nucleotide messenger RNA. RefSeq names its product forkhead box protein J3-like. NCBI's taxonomy places the organism in Eukaryota, Metazoa, Chordata, Actinopteri, Cypriniformes, Catostomidae. Gene Ontology annotation, cellular component: nucleus. The transcript has 12 exons. Gene Ontology annotation, molecular function: RNA polymerase II cis-regulatory region sequence-specific DNA binding; DNA-binding transcription factor activity, RNA polymerase II-specific. Bases 342 to 2159 code for a protein of 605 amino acids. Gene Ontology annotation, biological process: regulation of transcription by RNA polymerase II. The record is from RefSeq and is a predicted model, not a curated record.